AUGUAUCCCACACCACCGGCAACUGCCUCUUCCUCAUCGGCAGAUGGCGAUAUCCUUGACGAUUUCGCCCAUCAUGAAGACCACCCCAUCUUUGAUCACGAUGACAAAAUUCCCUUCCCGCGGAUUUCCAAGCCCAUAGAACAUAUACGAGAUUCGUACGAUUGCGUUGUCAUCGGUUCUGGUUAUGGAGGCUCCAUAGCUGCGUCGCGCAUGGCUCGAGCUGGCCAAUCUGUCUGCUUGUUAGAGAGAGGGGAAGAGAGAUGGCCAGGAGAGUAUCCUACAGGGACGAUUGAUACGAUGAAACAGUACCGCGUCACUGGAGAUUUAAUUCCAGGCUCCUUUGGUGGCGUUGGCGUUAACAUAGGAAAUCCUACGGGCAUGUUCCAUCUCGUCUUUGGCCACGACCUGAAUGUUAUUGCUGGAAAUGGCUUGGGCGGCGGAAGCCUGGUCAACUCGAAUGUAUUCCUCGAGACAGAAGACGAUAUCCUCAAGAUGGGCCAUUGGCCACCAGAGAUUCGAGAUAACCCGGCAGGCCUAGAUAAAUAUUACCAAAAGGUUAGAGACGUGCUUGAGCCAGAGCCAUAUCCCGAAAACUGGCCAAGUCUUAAGAAGAUGCAGGUAUUCAACGAACAAGCAAAGGCCCUUGGACUGCAAGACAGAUUCCGCAGGGUUCCCCUGACAACCCGCUUCCGAAACGGCCCCAACAGUUGCGGCGUCAACAUGUCGGCGACAACACUCGCUGGACAAGAAACGACUGGUGUCAACGAUGGUUCAAAAACCUCUAUGUUGGUCACAUACAUCGCCGAUGCCUGGAACUGGGGCGCAGAGAUGUUUUGCAAAUGCGAAGUGCGGUAUAUUGAAAAGGUUCAGGAUGAUCGCGGCGGCUACUUGAUCCACUUUGCCUGCCACGGCAAAGGCCGGGGUCGUUUCGCGGCAGGCAAUAUUUAUGGCGAUUUGAUGUGGGUGCAUGCAAAAAAGGUCGUCUUCCUCGGUGCUGGGUCCAUCGGCACAACAGAAAUCCUGCUUCGGAGCAAGCACAUGGGCUUGAAUAUGAGCGACUGGGUUGGUCGUGCAAUGAGCGGUAAUGGCGACGUUUUGGCGUUUGGCCACAACUGCGAUGUGGAAGUAAACGCUCUUGGAAACCCAGACCAAGACCCUUCGAAUCCCGUCGGUCCAACCAUUACCAGCGCUAUUGACAACAGAAAAGGCCAUGACAAUCCACUUAAUGGCUACGUUAUUCAAGAUGGCGCCAUGCCGCAAGCUUUCAAGGAGAUGUUGCCCUUUAUACUCGACAUGAUGCCUGGAAGCCGAGCCUUUGAGAUGUCGCUUCUUCAGCAAAUUGGGGCGUUCAUGGGCCAUUGCAAAAAGACCCUAUUUGGCUCGAACUCAGAAAACGGCCCUCUAGGAAACACUCAAGUCUUUUUGAUCAUGUCGCAUGAUGGCAACCAAGCAACUUUACGUCUCAAGGACGACAGGCCGCUCUUAGAGUUCCAAGGAGUUGGAAAAAGCGACCGAGUAAAGAAACUCAACGAUCUUUUGGAAAAGGCCACGGCUUCUGUUGGCGGCACAUUGUCGCUGACUCCUUUUUACAACUAUAUGGGCGAACAACUGAUUACAGCGCAUCCUCUUGGGGGAGCACCAAUGUCUCGGGACAACACUGGAGCAAACGGGGCGACAAAUCACCUUGGUCAAGUCUUCAUCGGCAAUGAUACCGCAGAGACUCAUGCCGGCCUCAUCGUGACUGAUGGUGCCCUCAUUCCUGGUUCUAUUGGUGUGAAUCCGUUUGCUACCAUUGCUGCUCUCGCUGAACGCAAUAUCGAGGCGUAUGCGAGAGACAAUGGUCUUGUUAUUAGCGAGGAAAAGAAUGGCAUCUUGGAUCUCUUUGGGAAGCCGGCGCAUCAGCCAAGGGAUCGGAAUCCUUUAACGAAUCUCAAUGGCAAAGUUCCUAGAGAGACAUCAGGCAGAGUCAAAAUGUCUAGAUCAAAGACCAUUGAAUUUUCAGAACUCAUGUCUGGAUACAUACACAGAACCCAGCUGGAUGUGGCAGUUGAUAAGAAGGCGGCGUAUGAAUCGGCAUAUCGAGCAGGAAAGGGCAGAGGCGAGAUUGGCAGACUGUUGCUCAGCGCAACUAUCUUUGAGGGCCAUGACAUGAGAGAUGAAGCCCGGCCUAGCGGCAUGUUUACGGGCACGUUUGUUUGCCCAACUAUCCAAGGUUCUCCGUUCAUGAUCCCCCAAGGUGAUUUGUGGUUGUUCAAGAAAGAUCGAGAAGUCACAGGGACCAGCAGAUUGAUAUAUGAAGGCGACAUGGUUGGCGCCAACGGCAGACGAUUUCGUUUCAGUGGCUAUAAGCUGGUUGAUGCCUCUGUUUCUUUAAGCCCCCUUCAGAUGUGGCGUUCCAAGACGACCUUGUACGUUACAAUAACAGAAAGAGUCGCCCGUGGAGCAACAAAGAUCGCAAAUUGUAAUCGAGGCGCCUUGGAUGGAGACCAUCUUCUCAUGUACCGAGGGACUCCUAAUUUAGCCGGUGAGAAACUCGUUGCGAGUGGCAUCUUGCGUUUGCGCCCAAAAGAUUUCGUCUCCGAGAUGAUGACGCUCUCUGCUUCGGGCAAAGAUGCCCUGAGCAAAGCGAAAAAUAUGACGAACUUCUUGACCUUUUUCGCAUCCAAAUCCAUAUCACACCUAUUGACGCCACUGGCUCCCCUUGAGUAUACGGAUGAGGGAGCUGUGUUAUACGAGAACCAUACACCUCCCACUCAAACAUUUAGAGUGGUCUCUGAAGACGGCGUCGAAACGAAGCUACACCUGUGGGAGCCAGAUCCGAAUUCCAUUGCCACCGACUCAGAUGGCGUGCCUGUAAAGAUUGAGAAUCUCUUCAUGAUUCCAGGCGCAUCUGUUGAUCAUCAAAUAUUUGCAUUGCCCACCAUUCCGUUCAAUGCUGUUAAUUACUUUGUCAGGGCCGGUUACCGUGUUUGGGUAACGGUUCACCGUAUAUGCCAACUGGAAGCAAUGCAUAGACAGCCCUGGACGACAUACGACUCGAGGCUCGAUAUCAAGGCCUGCUACGAGCAUAUCCGAAGGGCCUAUGGAACUGGCAAAGUCUAUACCAUUGCUCACUGUAUGGGAUCAGUCGCGUUUUCUUGCGGCCUCCUUGACGGUACUAUCCCAUCUGAGUGGGUUUCCGGAAUCACUUGCAGUCAAGUCUUUAUGAACCCUAUAUGGGCCACUCUGAACAUGAUCAAGGCCACGUCGCCACUGGCCUUGGAUAAGGUAUACAAGUCCAUCUUUGGAGACUGGUUCGAAAUAGGGUCAUCCUUUCAAGACCCCUGGUCCCAGAAACUUCUGAACCAGCUGCUGCGACUCCAUCCCGAAAGGAAAGAAGAAAUGUGCAAAAACGCCGCUUGUCAUCGCGCAACAUUAGUGUAUGGCCGUUGUUGGAGCCACAACAACCUCAACGAGGCGACUCAUCGAAACAUUGAUCGCUUUUUCGGCGGAUGCAGCAUGCAUUUGACCAGUCUCCUGAAACGAAUGGGAAGCCGUGGAGAAGUCAGCACCAAUGAGCCCGAGUAUACAGAGCUCACGACACCAGAAAAUGUCGAGCGCCUACGCGGUCUCCCAUUCUUAUUCUUUGUUGGCGGAGACAGCGCGGUUCUCUCUCCAAGAGCUACAGAGACGACAUAUGAGCGCUUGAUUGAUACGUUUGGCAUGUCUGCCGGUCUUCCUGGAGGAGACAUCCAGUAUCGCCGAAGAGUUGUCCCUGGUUAUGGGCAUUUGGACUGCUGGAUGGGGCGCAAUGCUUGGAGAGACAUAUAUCCGUUUGUCCGCGAGGAGAUUGAUCGAGUCGUCCGAGGCGAGUCGUAUAGAUUUCGGGAACCGAAUGAUAGGUUCAAGCAAUUUGCACAGGGAAAGUGA
Trichoderma gamsii is the source of this 3909-nucleotide messenger RNA. RefSeq names its product cholesterol oxidase. Gene Ontology annotation, molecular function: flavin adenine dinucleotide binding; oxidoreductase activity, acting on CH-OH group of donors. The coding region runs from base 1 to 3909 and encodes 1302 amino acids. The record is from RefSeq and is a predicted model, not a curated record. Lineage: Eukaryota; Fungi; Ascomycota; Sordariomycetes; Hypocreales; Hypocreaceae. The transcript has 6 exons.